AUAAAACAUAUCCUCCUGACGGUACACUAGUUAGACCAUAUUGUUUUAUUUGCUCUGUCUUAUCCAGAUUAAUUCAAAAUUGUUUAUGUUCUAUUUGCAUUAAUAUCUUUUAGCAUAUUAUGCUAAUAUAAACCUUUGUAGAUACACUGAUACAGCACUAUUCAACGGUUAAACCCUUUGGCCGGUAUGUGUGGUUAUUGAUCGAAACUGGGGGUCACGAUGUGUAACGCUGUCGUACAGGUAACGUCACAGUGAACAGUGCCGGACAGUGAACAUGAGUGGAAGUAAGCGUGUUGCCGUGGUGACCGGAUCAAACAAGGGUAUAGGAUACGCAGUAGUGCGGGGACUGUGCAAACAAUUUGACGGAGAUGUUUACGUUACAGCUAGAAAUAAGGAACUUGGUCUUAAAGCCGUGGAUGACCUGAAGAAGGAGGGUUGUAACGCCAAGUUUUAUCAACUGGACAUCACAAAGCCGGACACGAUUCGUGAACUGAAGGCAUUCCUCCAGGACAGUUAUGGUGGACUGGACAUUUUGGUCAAUAAUGCAGGCAUUGCCUACAAGCAAUCAUCAACUGCACCAUUCGCUGAGCAGGCGGAGGUAACAAUCAAAACAAAUUUCACAGGAACACUUGAUGUGUGUGAGGAACUGUUCCCUCUUCUCAGGCCACACGCAAGAGUCGUCAAUGUAUCCAGUAUGGUGUCUCAAUUCGCCUUAAGGAAAUGCAGAGCAGAUCUACAAAAGAAACUGGUAGACCGCACACGUAUUACAAUGGAAGAAAUGAAGACUCUCUUAAAACAAUUUGUGGAUUCAACAAAGACGGGGACCCAUAAGGAUUUCGGCUGGCCAGACAGUGCCUAUGGCUGCUCUAAGAUCGGUGUGACCGUUAUGUCUAUUAUACAGCAGCGAGAGUUGAAGAAAGACGCCAGGGCAGACAUUGUCGUCAACGCGUGCUGCCCCGGUUAUGUGGAUACCGAUCUGACGUCACACAAAGGAACAAAAACCAUCGAUCAAGGUGCCGACACCCUCCUGUACCUCGCCAUGCUCCCUCCAAACACGGACAGUCCAAAGGGGGAGUUCGUAUCUGACAGGACCAUCGGCAAAUGGGAGAUAACUCAGGCAUAAAAGAAGAGUGUUUGGAUAAACGUUUUGAAUGAUGUUAUAUAAAUCCGUACAUAAUAUCAUAAUAAAAUACUAAAAAGACAAUUUCUUUCAAUUAUGUUUUUACGUCUUUACUUGUAAAUUUCAUUUUAUAUAUAUAUAUAUGUUUAUACACAAGGGGUCGGGAAAAAGUCAAAAUUAACAAUACUUUAGUGAAAUAAAACAAAU
Molecule: messenger RNA, 1327 nt
Organism: Mizuhopecten yessoensis (Yesso scallop)
Lineage: Eukaryota; Metazoa; Mollusca; Bivalvia; Pectinida; Pectinidae
Product: carbonyl reductase [NADPH] 1-like
Exons: 8
Coding region: 275-1123 (282 amino acids)
Molecular function (GO): carbonyl reductase (NADPH) activity
Source: RefSeq, a predicted model, not a curated record